Lactuca virosa is the source of this 1106-nucleotide messenger RNA. The record is from the annotation of a GenBank genome assembly. Lineage: Eukaryota; Viridiplantae; Streptophyta; Magnoliopsida; Asterales; Asteraceae.
CAUAUUUCUUCCUCCUUCUUCGCCUUCCUUAAAACUCUCUCCAAUGGCCUCUUUUCUCAUUACCCUACAUUUUCUAAUCUUUACACUUUGCACCCUUGUAAAAUCCCAAUCAAAUCUCUGCAGGACCUCUUGUGGCGACACACAAAUCAACUACCCUUUUGGCAUAGAUGACGGCUGUGGCAGCCCCUACUACAGAAACAUCCUCGUAUGCUCCGAAUCCAACCACCUCGAACUCAGAACCCCAUCAGGAAAAUACCCAGUUCGUAGAAUCGAUUAUUCAGAUCCUCACAUCCUCGUGACAGAUCCUUCCAUGUGGAACUGCCAAGACGCUACCCAUUUCAGACCCCCUCGACCCUUUAGCCUCGACACAAGCAUCCACUUCUCACUUUCCCCACAAAACGACUAUCUUUUCUUCAACUGUAGCGAAAAAGACGUGAUCGUGGAGCCUAAACCGGUUGUUUGUGAAAGGUUCCCUGAUAGAUGCGACUCGACGUGUGAUAGCGCUAGCUAUUUGUGUAGACACUUACCUGAGUGCACACAUGCAUUAGGUGGUAGCACUUCGUGUUGUUCAUAUUAUCCAAAAGCCACUGAGUCGUUAAGAUUGAUGUUGAAGUAUUGCGAGACUUAUACUAGUGUGUAUUGGAGGAAUUUAGGAGAGUCACAAACGUAUAACACACCCCCGGAGUAUGGGAUUAGGAUCGACUUUGAUAUUCCUGUUACUACUCGGUGUUUGCAAUGUCAGGAUGGAAGUAAGGGAAGUGGUACGUGUGGGUUUGAUGUUGGAACACAUGAUUUUUCGUGCUUAUGUGAUCAUGGAAAUGUUACUACUUAUUGCAAAGAUCAUUCUCAACAUGGGAAGAGUAAUCGAGUAGUUGCUGGGACUGCAACGGCAGUUUCGGUGGCCGGAGCAAUUGGAAUAGGGGCAGGGGUGUGGUACUUUAGAAAAGUGAAAGCUCAAGCACCAGUCACACAUGGAGUUCAAAGCAAUGAGAAUAGGCUUUUUUGAUUCUUCAAUACAUUUAUUACUUUAUAUUAUUCCUACAAUAUAUUUUAUAUGGUUCUUUUUUCUUUUUCUUUUUGAUCUAAAUCGCUGUGUCAUAUUGGUG